Molecule: messenger RNA, 507 nt
Organism: Coccinella septempunctata (seven-spotted ladybird)
Lineage: Eukaryota; Metazoa; Arthropoda; Insecta; Coleoptera; Coccinellidae
Exons: 1
Coding region: 1-507 (168 amino acids)
Source: RefSeq, a predicted model, not a curated record
AUGGGUACAACUACGCCGCCACAAGAUGAUUGCUUGAGCGCUUUCAAAGAACUAAAGAUUCCCACUUUUCCAUCUAUAUACAUUCAUGAAAGUGCAGUGCAAAGUGUAGCACUGUAUGGGGCGGAAGUGUGGGAUGUAUCGCAGAUAAAUAAAAGAAAGAUUAUGGCAACCGAAAUGGAUUUCCUUAGAAGGAGCUGUAGACGAUCAAGAUUAGAAAGAGUUAGGAAUGAAAUUAUAAGAGCAGAAAUGGAUAUGGGUCGGUCAAUAGCGGAAGAGAUUGAAAGAAGGCAAUUGAUUUGGUUUGGACAUGUAAAGAGAAUGCUAGACGACAGAUGGCCCCGAAAGAUUUUAGAAUGGGUACCACCAGAACGAAGGAAGAGGGGAAGACCACGGAGAAGUUGGAGGGACGAUGUGGAGGAGGCGAUGUCAGCCAGAGAUCUGGAGGAGGAUACAUGUCACGACAGGAAAAGAUGGAAGUUGGGGACGGAGAAACGGCGACAGCUGUAA